UAUAUGAGUCACGCACCGAUGUUUUGCCGACUUUCCCCGGCUUGAAAGUUAUUUUUUCUACCUCUAUGUAAGAAUAAAUUAAUUUCUAAUCCAUUCGAAGUCGACACAAUGGAUGUAGCGUUGGUACUUUAAAGACACGGUCCAGUUGUUGGAGCUUUUGUCUUCUUUGUGAAUGAACAUAAACUUCGCAGUGUUUUGGAUGUAGCUGUUAUGCUGUGGACACACACGGCUAAAGCUAGCUGGGCAACUUAUCAACGUCAGGUUCACUAAUGGAGAAUGGCGGACAAGUCCCCUACCCUCCUCCUCCGGCUCAGGCUGAAGAACCCUGUGAUGUUCCGACACAAGUCAGCGGGGAGUUGAAGAAACUGCUGGUGUUUAAAGUUUACAAGAGGAGGUGGUUUGUCCUGCUGGUGCUCUGCCUGUUGAACUGCUCCAACGCUACGUUAUGGCUGACCUUUGCACCAGUAGCAAACCAGUCUGCCAAGUUCCUGAAUGUUACUCUGGACCAGAUCAACUGGUUGUCACUGGUUUACAUGGUGGUGGCCAUACCACUCAGCUUCGUGACCACAUGGAUGCUGGACACCCUCGGCCUGCGGAUCACGCUGAUCCUGGGCUCCUGGUUGAACAUGGCUGGAGCCCUGCUGCGCUUCUUGGCCGGGACACUGUACAACAGUAACCUCUCACACCGAUACCCCUUAAUGAUGACGGGUCAGACUCUCGGUGCUCUGGCCCAGCCCCUCAUCAUCUUCGCUCCCACCAAACUCGCUGCUCUCUGGUUUCCCGACCACCAGCGGGCCACAGCGAACAUGAUUGCAUCUAUGUCCAAUCCCCUGGGGCUCCUCCUCGCAAACGUCAUCUCCCCUUUAGUAGCUGAAACAUUUGGUAUCACCUCACUGAUUCUAGCCUAUGCAGUCCCAGCGGGCAUCAUUUGUUGCCUAGCAACAUUGGGUAUACGGAGCAGUGCCCCUCCCACUCCACCAUCAGCCAGCGCCGAGUCCUCCACCUCUGAGCCUUUUGUACAGGGCAUCAAACUGUUAAUGAUAAACAAAGCCUACCUCAUCCUCCUGCUGUGCUUUGGGGCAGGUAUUGCCUGUUUCACCUGCUUCUCCACACUACUGGACCAAAUCCUCUGUGUGACGGGAUACUCCAAUGACUUUGCCGGUUUGUGUGGCGCUCUCUUCAUUGUGUUCGGCAUUGUGGGGGCCGCUGCUCUGGGUCUGUAUGUCGAUAAGACCAAGAAGUUCAUUGAAGUCACCAAGAUCAACAUGAGCUUCAGUGCACUGGCCUGCAUCGCCUUUUCAGUGGUGUCUCUGUUGCGGGAACAGAACGCCGCCGUGGCUGCUGUCUGCUCUCUCUUUGGCUUUUUCGGUUUCUCCAUCUAUCCGGUUGCCAUGGAGCUGUCCGUGGAGUGCUCCUAUCCGGUCGGAGAAGCUACAUCAGCCGGACUUAUCUUCAUAUCAGGACAAAUUCAGUCUGUUCUCUACAUAAUCCUCCUUCAGGCUUUCACCCAACCACUCGCUGAGUCUCCUUUGUCAACCUGUGGAGACUCAGUAAAGAGCUGGAAAGUGUCUUUGAUGGUGAUGGCCGGACUGUGCAGCUUUUUCACCUGUUGCUUCGUCAUCUUCUUCAACACACGGUACAAACGACUGGAGGCUGAAGAAAAAGCCACAUACAGGACCAAAAAAAACUACGGCACAAACGUCACUGAGCACACUCUAUCUGUGAAUACAUGAUGGAAUGGCGAGGAGUUAAAAAUGGGGCAGGUUUAGUAAGGUACGACUUAUGGGUAAAAUAACUUAAACAAGAGACAUUUCCUCAAUACUUUGGUGCAAUGUUGGGGCCAAACCUUUUUUUUUUAUGAAAUAUUUACAAUAACCUUGAUAUUGUAGCUACUGAGAAGUAUUCUUAAAAAUAUGAAAUUCCUGUAAAUAACUUCUGUAACAGCUGUAGGUGAAGUCUGCAGACCUGGAAAAGCAUCUAAAUCAAUCUUCCUGUAUUAAUUAUAUGUAUUUAUGUGAUUUUUAUAGCAGUUUUAGACAUUGUUAAGCCUUCUCUUAUUUCAGUGCAUUUGUUGUGAUUUAUUUUUUGUUUACUAACACCAGAGCAAACAUACAAGACAUGCAUUUUGUUCCUAAUUGUGCAUUAACCAUUUUUUUAUUCUCAGGAACUGACAACAAAAAGCUGAGUUUGACUAUUGAUGAUUAGUAAAAUAUUUCCUGGUCUGAAAAAUCUCCAUAGGCACAUAUCUGGAGGACCCAGAAAUGCACUUUUUUUUUUAAUUGUAUGGCACUAAAGCCACUAAAAAAAGUACUAUUUCCUAACACAGUGUAUAAAAACACUCACUUUACAUGUUGCUUAUUGAGAACUUACUACAUAUUUAAACCCUGAGAAACAUAUAUAAAGACCAGUUUUUAUCCAAAGGCCAAAUGUAUCAUAUAUAUAUCAUUAAUUUACACACAGGGUUCCUACACAAUGACACAAAAAAGUAUCAGUAUAAAGUAAAAGUAGUGUAUUUCUACAAUAUAAAACUAAUUUCCUAAAAGAAUACAUUGGUCAUACAUGCAGUGUUUUUUCAUGGUUUGAUGUUCAUCUGUACCUGUUGUAGCUACACAAUACUGGCAAUUAAUUGACAACACAAUAGCACACACAUACAGUCGGAACAUAACACAAUGUGUAUGUGUAGCUGAAUCUUAAACACGUAUAUACACACAUAAGCAUUGAGUUCUACUGAGAGGUCUGGAAAUCCGAGUCUGAAAAGGUGCAAUUUGAGAUGUAGAAUGUGUAGGAACCCUGUAAGAAUAACCACUAUUAAUAAUGUAAACAAUAUAUUUGAAUGCUUUUGAUUACCAUUGAUUUGUAAAGGACCUCAGACACUGAUAUGACAGGAUCUUAACGUUUUAAAGAAGCUCCAGUUUUGUUUUUGUGCAAUAAAAAGGAAGAGUCUAAUUUGCACACUAAUUCAAAAUGCAAAUAGAGAUUAUGUAAAUGAUGGAUUAUGUAUGCAUUGUAACAUGAUUUUUUUUUUUGUAGACUUGAACCUUCUUUCACAUGUUCAAUAAAUUUCAUAAUUAAAGCCAAGAACCAAAAAAAAACCACAAACAAAAAAAAA
This is a messenger RNA of Sphaeramia orbicularis (orbiculate cardinalfish), 3109 nucleotides long. It is a transcript of the gene slc49a3, whose product is annotated as solute carrier family 49 member 3. The coding region runs from base 270 to 1733 and encodes 487 amino acids. The record is from RefSeq and is a predicted model, not a curated record. The transcript has 10 exons. Gene Ontology annotation, biological process: transmembrane transport. Gene Ontology annotation, molecular function: transmembrane transporter activity. Gene Ontology annotation, cellular component: membrane. Lineage: Eukaryota; Metazoa; Chordata; Actinopteri; Kurtiformes; Apogonidae.